Dicentrarchus labrax (European seabass) is the source of this 841-nucleotide messenger RNA. RefSeq names its product cytochrome c oxidase assembly factor 3 homolog, mitochondrial. The record is from RefSeq and is a predicted model, not a curated record. Bases 41 to 340 code for a protein of 99 amino acids. Gene Ontology annotation, biological process: mitochondrial respiratory chain complex IV assembly. The transcript has 2 exons. Lineage: Eukaryota; Metazoa; Chordata; Actinopteri; Moronidae. Gene Ontology annotation, cellular component: mitochondrial inner membrane.
UGCGAAACAACCUUUCCCCGUGGCCCCUCUGACUGCAGACAUGGCUGACAAGACGCCGAAGGAGUCCCCCGCUCCCUUUGCGACCAGGAUAAACCCGGAUAAAGAGGCUCUUUCGCGGGAACAGAUUCACUUCAUCCGACAGGUAGAGCUUGAACAAUGGAGGAAGAAAGUACAGAAGCUGCGGACGCGAAACGUUGUGACAGGUUUCGCCAUUGGAGCACUCGUUGUGGGAAUUUACGGCUACACCUUUUACUCCGUCUCCCAGGAGCGAAUCAUGGACGAAAUUGAUGAGGAGGCCAAGCGGGCAAGAAUGCAGGGACCAAAGACUGGUGCCAACUGAGACGUUGCCUGCUUGUUGUAUGACUGUGUGUCGGCCCUGCACUUACCCGAGAAGGGACCUACGUGGACACUGAUGCCACUGAUUUAUAUUCCGUGGCUGGCCGCUGUUUUUCGUGUUGAGACAGCACUGGAUUUUAUCUGAAGAGUAAUUGUGUGGUUCUGCUGCUGACUUAAAACUAGACGUGUCUUGAUUUUGAUUAAGUUUGCCUGUCGGUCUAAUCCGCUGACCUUAACAUGACCCUACAUGCUACCCAGAAGGCCCAGGCUGUAGAGUAAUUACAACCCUUUACCUGACCCCGUUUCCAGCCCUGAUCAUGCAAUGUGCAUUCAGUAUUGAGGGAAUAUCCACAAUUUCAGUCAGAUAAUGAUUUUAAAUCUACAGAGGCCUUCAGCAGCAGAGAACGCCAGUGACACUGCUGAUAUGACACAGUGAUCAACCUGUUGAAAACAUAUUUAUGUCGAUAAAAUUAUGAUUUGUAAAAUAAAAAGCUAAUGUAUUUGA